AUGGUUGUUCGUAACGUGAGGAUCUGCCGACACUGUCAGGCGCCCCAUCCUGGACCAAAUACCGCCCACACCCAGUGGACCAAAUACCGCCCACCCCCAGUGGACCAAAUACCGCCCACCCCCAGUGGACCAAAUACCGCCCACCCCCAGUGGACCAAAUACCGCCCACCCCCAGUGGACCAAAUACCGCCCACACCCAGUGGACCAAAUACCGCCCACACCCAGUGGACCAAAUACCGCCCACACCCAGUGGACCAAAUACCGCCCACCCCCAGUGGACCAAAUACCGCCCACACCCAGUGGACCAAAUACCGCCCACCCCCAGUGGACCAAAUACCGCCCACACCCAGUGGACCAAAUACCGCCCACCCCCAGUGGACCAAAUACCGCCCACCCCCAGUGGACCAAAUACCGCCCACGCCCAGUGGACCAAAUACCGCCCGCCCCCAGUGGACCAAAUACCGCCCACCCCCAGUGGACCAAAUACCGCCCACCCCCAGUGGACCAAAUACCGCCCACACCCAGUGGACCAAAUACCGCCCACACCCAGUGGACCAAAUACCGCCCACCCCCAGUGGACCAAAUACCGCCCACACCCAGUGGACCAAAUACCGCCCACCCCCAGUGGACCAAAUACCGCCCACCCCCAGUGGACCAAAUACCGCCCACCCCCCGUGGACCAAAUACCGCCCACCCCCAGUGGACCAAAUACCGCCCACCCCCAGUGGACCAAAUACCGCCCACACCCAGUGGACCAAAUACCCAUCCUGCGGGCGGUAG
This is a messenger RNA of Procambarus clarkii (red swamp crayfish), 780 nucleotides long. NCBI's taxonomy places the organism in Eukaryota, Metazoa, Arthropoda, Malacostraca, Decapoda, Cambaridae. The record is from RefSeq and is a predicted model, not a curated record.